This is a messenger RNA of Archocentrus centrarchus (flier cichlid), 2106 nucleotides long. It is a transcript of the gene scamp3, whose product is annotated as secretory carrier membrane protein 3. The coding region runs from base 353 to 1375 and encodes 340 amino acids. NCBI's taxonomy places the organism in Eukaryota, Metazoa, Chordata, Actinopteri, Cichliformes, Cichlidae. Gene Ontology annotation, biological process: protein transport. The record is from RefSeq and is a predicted model, not a curated record. Gene Ontology annotation, cellular component: trans-Golgi network membrane; recycling endosome membrane. The transcript has 9 exons.
GGCUGUUUACUUCCUGUACCGCGGAGCUUUUUCUUACCAGAGAAAAUAGCGGCUGCGCUCUGCCUACAGCCGCAAACCAGAUUCUGACAGUCGGCCCCGAAGAGGAAAAAGCUCCGGUGAAUACACCCAUCGACCCGUGCGAAACCUAUAGACGUCCUGUUUGAGCUGCCGGAAGAUGAGUGCCGGAUGGGCGGGGAGAUAGUUUACCUGGAUAAAAGAAAACACAGCGCUUGUUCUUUCAUUUUGAUAAGACAACAAACGCAGGGAUAAUUUCUUUCUUUUUCUUUUUUUCCUGCUCCGGCGCUGACAUCAGCGAGAACGCGGUGGCUUCUUAGCGCUAGCCGCCAUCGAGAUGUCAAAAUACACAAGCUUCCCGGCGCCGAUGGACGACCAAAACCCUUUCCAGGACCCUGCAGUGACUCAACACAGCAGCAACACAGGAUAUGCCACACUGGACCUUUACAACCCGUUUGAUAACACAGCUGGGCCUCCACCACCAUAUGAAGCCACUCCUCCCACUGCUCCAUCUGCACCUGUGCAGACUCCACCCAGCAGGACAACACCUACCGAGCCUCGCAACUAUGGCUCCUACAACUCCCAGCCUGCGGUGAGCGCUACCACCGCAGAGCUGCUGAGGAAGCAGGAGGAGCUGGAGAAGAAAGCCCAAGAGCUGGAGAGGAGAGAGCGGGAGCUUCAGGCGCACAGCCUCGGACCUGGAGCCUCCCGGCAGAAUAACUGGCCCCCGCUGCCUUCAUUCUGCCCCGUGGGCCCCUGCUUCUACCAGGACAUCAAUGUAGAGAUCACCCAGCGCUUCCAGCGCACUGUCACCAUCAUGUACUACUUCUGGAUGUUCUGCACAGGCACGCUGCUCUUCAACCUGAUCUCGUCCUUGGCCAUGUUCUGUGUGGACCAAUCCGGUGGUGUUGGUGUUGGCCUCGGCCUCUCCAUCCUCUGGGCCCUCCUUUUCACUCCCUGCUCCUUCAUCUGUUGGUAUAGACCUGUGUACAAAGCCUUUAGGAGUGACAGCUCCUUCAACUUCUUUGUCUUCUUCUUCGUUUUCUUCGCCCAAGUGGCUGUCUUUGUCAUCAUGACCAUCGGCAUCCCAGGAUGGGGGUUCAGUGGUUGGAUUGUGAGCCUUUCAGCUCUGAAGUCAAGCGUCCCCGUUGGUGUGAUCAUGAUGAUCAAUGCCAUUCUCUUUACUGCCCAAGCUGCUAUGGGGGUUGUCAUGCUGAAGAAGAUCCACAGUCUGUACAGGCAAACCGAUGCCAGCUUUCAAAAGGCUCAGGCCGAGUUCGCCAGUGGAGUCAUGUCCAAUCAGGCUGUACGCCAGGCUGCUGCCAACGCUGCCCAGGGGGCCUUCACCGCACCUCAAUAGAGAUAACAGGACUGGUUGGAUAAGAUGCGACGGAUGGGGGGGCGGGGGAGGGGGGGGGGGCUUUCAAUGUGAUGGAGAAUCAGUUUGGUAUUCAUUUCCCCACAGGUGAUUAGAAUUUGAUGGAGGGUAGUGGAGUCUAUAUAAUUACCCCCUACUAAAUUUCAGAGCACGUGCAUGACACAGAUGUAGGGCUGUUCAAUCUCCUGUGAUGUACAGGACAGGUUAACUGUAUUAUACCAAAACAGGAAUCAACACAUAGUAAGUGUUGAUUCAAGAACCAGAAAGAUGGAAAAUAAAAACAUGUGAUACAUUAGUGAGUACAGGGAACAUGCUUUUACUACAGAAAGACAACCUGUGUGCCAAGUUGGAUUGUACUAGCCUUGAUAUUUCCCACAGUUAUAGUGAAUACAAAGUGUAAGAGUGGGACUGAAUGCAGAAAUGUUGCCAUUGUUACAUUUGAUCUAUAAUGGAUUCGCUCAACUUUAGCCAGCACUUUUUUUUCCUUUUCUUUUUUUUGUAGCUUAAGUGGAAACUAACCCAUUUGUUUUGUUAUUAUUCUGAAUGAGAAUGCCUAUUUACUGUAUUGCCAAAAGCUUUCAUACUGUAAUGAUGAUGAACAUGUGUUGUUUUGGUUCCCGUAUCUGUCACUGCUCUGUCAGUACUGCUUGUGCAUAUCAUGAGUGUCACUGUCUUGGUUUUAUUAAAAAUUAUAUUGUCAUGCUUUCACAGUC